This is a messenger RNA of Siniperca chuatsi (mandarin fish), 4443 nucleotides long. RefSeq names its product transmembrane protein 42. Bases 395 to 874 code for a protein of 159 amino acids. The transcript is spliced from 5 exons. Lineage: Eukaryota; Metazoa; Chordata; Actinopteri; Centrarchiformes; Sinipercidae. The record is from RefSeq and is a predicted model, not a curated record.
ACUGCUGGAUGUGUAAAUAAGCAACUGUUUGCUAAGAAGUUCGCCAUAUCAACUUAAAAGGCUCAUCUCUCUGUAAAGGGCACAGAGGAGAGGGAAUGAGGAUCAUGAUGUUUGCACCUUACUUCUGCUUCAAAGUCAUCAUUCAUUCAGUUAAGGCUAUGGAAUUGCAGAACUACGAUUCCCAGAAUGCCACAGGGGCCUUUUUAGUCCAACCACAGCGCUGCUCCUGGUUGACCAUGUGUUGUGCGACUGCCACCGGACGGCUGUCUGUAGAAAGUGCAGGAAAACGUGCCACACAGUGACACACACACACAACCAUGCAGGCAGCUCAACCCGGACCAGCACCACCAGCAGCAGCGGCAGCAGCAGCAGAAAUGUAAAGAUGGAUUAGAAAAUGAUGUGCCUCAUCAUCAACAUGUUCCCGGGAGUUUUCUAUGCACUGCUGGCGGGUUUCCUCGGGGCCGUGGCGUCGUCGUCGGCCAAGCUGUCCCUCGGAGCCGACUAUCUGAAGGGAGUCUGUGAAACCGGACUCCGGACGUGGGGAGAGCAGAGGAAAUUCAGACAAGCGGACGAAACUACCGCCUGUGACCGGCUUCAUAUCCCUCUGAGGCUGCUGUGUGGCGGGCUGCUUUUCACCUGCAAUGCUGUGAUGUGGACCUUUCUUGCCAAAGCACUCAGGUAUUCCUCCUCCUCCACCCGAACCACUGUGACCACCACCGCCUCCAACUUCAUAUCUUCCGCUUUCCUGGGCCAGCUGAUCUUUGGUGAAGCCCAGAUAACGUUGUGGUGGGUUGGGAUCUCCCUGACCUUCUCUGGUCUGUUGGUACUGCAGAGGGUUUCACCGCAGGAACAAAACGCAGAGAAGGACGAAUAAUAUGUGGUGUGUUUUGGUCGGCCUCUCCUCUGAAUUUAACAUCUAGCCAAAGAAUAGUGAAAUCUUAAAACUACUUUUAUUGAAUUCUGCAUUACGGUGAAAGAACAAGAAAAAUCUCAAAUGUUGCUGUCAAUCCUCCCUCAGUCACUAGUUUUAUUAAACAAAUUGUUUCCUGAUUAACUUAAUGCCACUCAAAAUGUGUCCUUCCUGAUAAACAGGAAAUGCUUUAUUUGAAAUCAGUGACUAUUUAUCCUUCAGGUUGCAGUUUGUGGCCAUUUAGGCUGAGAAACACUGCUGGCUAAAAUCAGAGGAGAUGGUGGCCUUCAGCCAGACUGGCCAUGGCUCAGCUACAGUCUGGCUGGGUGGAGACAAGCUAAUGGAUACCUGCGGCCAGCUUCCCAGAAGCUCUAAAAUAAUCUUUGUCCACAGGCUUACAAUGAAGCAAAAAUGUUACUAGCUUUACUUUACUUUUGGGGAAUCUUUCAGGCAACAACAGCCCAACAACUCAUGAUCUAAUAGAACUGAUGUGAAGGGACUGAAAAGAAUAAUUUGAUAAUUUGGGAAAUACACUUAUUUGCUUUCCUGCCAAGAGUUAGAUGAGAAGAUUGAUACCACACUUAUGUCUGUCCGAUUAAUAUGAAACUGAAGCUAGCAGCCAGUUAGCUCAGCUUAGCAUAAAGACUGGAAACAUGGGGAAACUGCUAGCCUGACUCUAUCUGAAGGUAACAAAAUCUGCCUACCAGCACCCCCAAAGCUCACUGAUUAACAUGUUAUAUCUUGUUUGUUUAAUUCUAACCACCAGUAAAACCACAAAUACUGUUUUUUACACUUUGGUUUUUGUACGAAUUAAACAAACAAGAUUUUGUUACCUUUGGACAGAGCCAGGCUAGCUGUUCCUCUCUGUUUCCAGUCUUUAUGCAAAAUUAAGCUAACAUUCUCUUGGCUGUGGCUUCAUAUUUAACGGACAGACACGAGAGUGGUAUCGAUCUUCUCAUCUAACUGCAAGAAAGGUAAAAAGUGCAUUUUUCAAAACUUUUGAAUUAUUCCUUUAAAGGAAGAGACAGAUAAUAUAAUAUAUACAGUAUAUAAAAUUUGAGAACCUAUGUGCAUAUUGAAAGACUGAUCUGAAGUCAAUCUUUUGGGUUUUGUUCAUGAGCAACGGACAAAUAGCGUCAUUGGCUAUGCGCAUGAUGUCACCAUUAAUCAGCCUGUGCAUUAUUGCAGCCGUCAGAUCACCUAAGCUUUAUUAAUUCUCACAUUUUCUUAAGUUACUACGACACUCACUGUAAACGUCCCACACUGACGUUGCAUUUUAUGCAUGCUCAAGGCGAUAUUAUAAAUGAAGCUGUUAGCUAACGAGGUGUGCUGCUUUUUCACAAGUAAUAAUACUAAUGUAGCGCUGAAAGGCUCAUCCCUGCUAAGAUUUAGCUCUCUGCCUGGGUCUUUCUUUUACUUUUAUUUACCUUUUAUUGACAGCUUGAACCUUAACCUCAAGAUAUGAGCAUGACAUGUUUUCAGAGGCAGCUGGUCUUCCAUUUCAUGAUAGAUGUGUGCAUGUUCCUACCAAGGCCUAAACUCAAAUAGCAUCCUGUCCACCAUCAGUCCACAUCAGAGUGACGUCCCUGUGAGCUGCUUCAUUUCAUUAAAAUCAGAAUCUUGUGCUUAAGUGGCCAAACUGUCUCCAGCGUAGGAGACAUCACAUGGCCUCUUGAGCUUUAUGUGCUCUGCAUUUGCCAUUUCAUAUUAUUCUGUUGCACAUCAUGAAUAUCAGUCCAUCACCUGUCAUCUCUCUGGGUUUCAUAGACACCUGGCUUCAUUUAAAGCUUCCCUCUACAUCCCCGGAGUUGUCAGUGAGAGUGCAAUAACAUUAUACUUCUUUAAGUCUCAACACUGUGAUGUGUGUAACAGUGAGGGAGCUUUGAGCAUUAAUAAAUGGCGAUAUAUGCUACUAGAAGGAUGUUUCUGUUAGCAUAAAUCAGCUAAGUAAGUAUACUGUAAUAUACAGGGAUUUGCCUGAACAUGACAUCAAAGAUUGCUUUAUCAAACAGUAUUUUAAGAUCACACUUUGCUGUUGUUUGGAUACAUAUCAUAAUAUAAAUGCAUAACGGUAGCUAUAAUACCUGUCUGUAAUAUCCCACAGCAGCAAUGCACAAAUAUAUCAGAUGUCCUUCCAACCGCUGCUGUGCAGGUUUUGUAUCGUGAUUUACAUGCAUCCCUAUUAAUGUGACUGCAGUGACAAUGUGAUUAUACAGCUCUCAUAUUAAAGGCCAGCUGAGUGAUGUUUCAUUACAGGGCUGUACUCACCACGCAGGAUUUUUCAGCAGUGGAGAUCACUCACAGCCACGCAGAAGUGAAUUCAGUUUGUGACUCCACAUUUUGGGAUCCUGCGUGUGUUUGCAUUAUUUAAAAAUAUUAGUUAAACAUUCUGGGAAAUUAGGCAUAAUCGCUUUUUUGCAGAGAGUCAUAAAAAAUAUUGAUACCACUCCCACGUUUGUCCGAUUAAUAUGAAACUGAAGCUAGCAACUGGUUAGCUUAGCAUUGCAUAGAGACUGAAAACAGGGGGCAACAGCUAGCUUGGUUCUGCCCAAAGAUAAAAGCCAUCUACCACCACCUGCAACGCUCACUAAUUAACACCUUAUCUCUCAAUUGUUUGAUCUGUACAAAAACUGGGGAGUUAAAACAACAAUUUGUGGUUUUACAGAGGGUUAUGUGCUGGAGUAUUUCUUGGUCAGGAGCAGUGACUUCCUGGAGUCUUGUCGUCACUGUGAGGUCCAACUGAUUAACGAGCAUGUGAAUUAGUGAGCUUUCUUGAUGAGAUUUUGUUACCUUCAGACAGAGCCAGGCUAGCUGUUUCCCCCGUUUACAGUCUUUAUGCUAAGCUAAGCUAACUGUCUCCUGGCUGUAGCUUUAUAUUUAACAUACAGAUGUUAAGAGUGGUAUUAAUCUUCUCAUCUAACUCCCAGCAAGAAAGUGAAUAGGUUUUUCCCAAAAUGUCGAACUAUUCCUUUCUUCUACCUUUAAUAUCAGUAGAUUUUUUUGGUGCCUGGCUUUUCUCCAGUUAACAGCAUGAUAUGAGGGUAAACCAUCUACCUGUGAACCCACUCUUACUGUAAUAUAACUAGUCAGAGCUUUGCAGUAGCCACAUUUAUAGCUCUGUGACAGCGGCAUGGCCCUGAGUGUGAUGUAUUUAUAUCCGUGUGCACAUAAAAUGUAGAUGUGGUUGUACAGAGAGAUUAGAAAACCACUGAAAUACGAUCUUGACCUGUCAAGGUGUGUGACAAGUUAAUGCUGCACUGCAAGAAAACAACAGUAAAUUUAUAAGGACUUCUUGUGAAUCAGUAAAGUUUUGACCUAUUUCUUGGUAGAAUAAUGGAAAAGAGACUGAUUUUGCAUUAGUUUGUAGGUACUUUUAAAGUAUGUACAGUAGCAGUAUAUCUGCUCUGAUAUAAACUGUUCAUAAUGUGUCUUAAAGAUUAUGUGAAACAAACAUUUGUAAAAGUGUAAAUAUAUUAAUAGGAACCACUGAGAGAAGAAACACUGUUGAAUUAUUAAACAUCUCAUCCGACAAA